This is a messenger RNA of Trichobilharzia regenti, 2885 nucleotides long. NCBI's taxonomy places the organism in Eukaryota, Metazoa, Platyhelminthes, Trematoda, Strigeidida, Schistosomatidae. The record is from the annotation of a GenBank genome assembly.
UAUACAUAUAUAUCUUAGCCACACGUUUCUUUCACAAAUAAAUUAUAACUUCAGGAAGUGGUUUGUUUGAAUACACGACACGUUGCCACGUUUUUAAACGUAUCGCUUCGGCUGCAGAAAUGUUGGAUUUCUUCGUAAUUAUUACAAAAGGUGGAAUCCGUCUGUGGUGCUUUCCUGGAUCGACGGACAUAUUCAGACUAUCUAUAAAUACAUUCUUAAAAUCACUUAUUCUCGAGGAAAAUGCUGGUCGCUCACCUUUCGUAUGUGACUCAAGAGCCAUGAAAUUCUACAUGGACAAUGAAUUUAAUCUAUUGUUUGUUGCUGCUUACCAAAAUGUCCUUCAACUUAAUUACGUAGACAAGUUUUUAACAGAUAUCGCUCUGGAAUUUAGAGAUAAGUAUAAGAAUCAACUUGAAAGUCACGAUAUAACUGGUUCGUUCGAGGAGUUUCUGCCUGUUUAUCAGGCUAUCCUUAGGAAAACUGAAGAUGAGUUUCGAAAUGUUCGUAAAAGUGCCAAACAGAUGCGGAAAUUCGAGGAUUCCGAUAAGUCAAAAAAGACAGUUGCUUCUAUGAUUGUACGAAAAGGCAAGAAUGUUGAAAGUGACACCAAGGACGUCCCAGUUGUUACGAAGGAGAAGAUAGUUAACUCUGAACCCAAAUCUGAUGAGCCAGUAACAGAUAAUCUCGACACUUUGGAGCAAAACAGACUUAAACUAGCCGCUAAACUCAAGGCUUCAAAGAAGAGUAAGGAGUCAAAAAGUCCAUCAGCAUCCCCCAUACAAAAGCCUAAUGGUAAACGUGUCAAAGAGAGUCGUCGAUGGGAUAAUACGGCAACUGGAGAAGAAGCAGCAGCUUUAGAUUUCAGUAGUGGAAAUAUGAAUGGAAAAGAAAAAGCUGAAUAUGACUUUUCAACUACAGAAAUUGAAACGCUUUCACGUCUUCGUGGUACUAUGAAAGAUGAUUUAGACGAGGUUCAUGUAUCUUCAGAUGAAGAUGAAGAUUUAGAAGUUUUAGAAAUUGAAGAAAAUGACACUUCUACAACAACAACAGCUCAGAAUGGUACUACUCUCACUGGUAAUGAAUCUCAAAAAGAUACACCGACUCAAAAUGGUCAAGCAAAGACUGGCUACCUUUCUGGUAUCCUGCGUGGUCUACGUAUUACUGGUGGUGCUGGACGUGUACUAACUCGUGAAGAUAUUACACCGUGUUUAGAACAACUUAGAGAACGUCUUGUCGGUAAAAAUGUAGCUAUGUCGAUUGCUGAUCGUGUUUGUGCCAGUGUCGCUGAUCGUCUUGUUGGCACAUCACUUGGAACAUUUGAAAGAAUUUAUCCACGUGUUCGAGCCAGUCUAGAAGAAGUUUGCUCACGUAUUCUAGUAUCUGGUCGUCGUGUUGAUGUUCUACGUGAUGCAUUGGAGGCGCGUAAUCAAGGAAGACCAUAUAGUAUUGUUUUCUGUGGAGUUAAUGGUGUUGGAAAGUCGACAAACUUGGCAAAAAUCGCUUUUUGGCUUAUUGAAAAGAAUUUCCGUGUCCUUAUAGCUGCCUGUGAUACAUUUCGUUCUGGUGCUGUGGAACAAUUACGUACACAUGUACGUAAAUUGAAUUUCAUUCAUCCAUCAGAUCAACACGGUGGACAAAUUAUGGUUGAAUUAUAUGAACAAGGUUAUGGUCGUGAUGCUGCAUCCAUAGCACGAUCUGCAAUCAAUUAUGCUCGUGAUCGUCAUUUUGAUGUUGUUCUUGUGGAUACAGCUGGACGUAUGCAAGAUAAUGAACCACUGAUGAGAGCUUUAGCUUCACUGAUUCAACUUAAUCAACCAGAUCUUGUAUUAUUUGUCGGUGAAGCAUUGGUUGGUAAUGAAGCAGUUGAUCAAUUGGUUAAAUUUAAUCAAGCACUAGCUGACCACAGUUAUUCUGAUCGUCCAAGAACAAUUGAUGGUAUUGUCUUGACUAAAUUUGAUACAAUUGAUGAUAAGGUUGGAGCUGCUAUCUCCAUGGCGUGUAUUUCAAAUCAACCAAUUGUAUUUGUUGGUACUGGUCAAACCUAUUCAGAUCUACGUCAAUUAUCAGUGAAUGCUGUUGUCAAAGCUUUAAUGAAAUAAGUGUGUAGUUUGUGAAUUCCAUCGUGUUGAUGUUGAAUUGAUGGUCUUUGUUUUGUUUUAUUUCAUUUUUUUCUUUCUUUGUUUUUCAUUUGAUCAUAUUUCUCUCUUCUUAUUACGUAAUAACUUACUUUCAAUGUUAUCUUUAUUAAUUAUAUGAUUGAUUAUGAUUUCAUAUAAUGAAUGAUCGACUGAAUGUGAGGGCGUUGUCUUGAAUCGAUCUCAUUUCUCACGGCCACCCCUUCCAUCGCUCCCUCUCCUUCUCACUUGUUCUUCCCUGUCACACAUGUUUAUUUCUGUCUCAAGCCAACCCCCCCCCCCCAACCUCAGGUUAGUCAUCAUCAUUAUUUUUCGCUAGUUUCACAGUUUCUUUCACCACCACACAUCCUCACUUUAUUAUUCUCCUUAUUAUUAUUACUUCUUACUUUGUAGCAAUAUUAUCAUUAUCAUUAUUGGUAAUAUUACGUAAUCUAUGUGAUAACUCCACAUUAGAAGUUUUAUCUCUUCAUUAUUAUUGAUUUAUUUUCUUUUUAUUUGAGACGAUUAUUGUCACUUGUUACCUAAUCAUCGUCAACAUCAUCACUACUAUGAGAGUUUGUUUUAUGCACAUGUCUUCUUUUGUUUGUUUAUGUGUGUGCGCGUGUUGUUCUUUCUGAUUCCAUUGUAGUCACUAGUAGUAAUCGUGAUAUACUUAUUUUAUUGUAUGCGUUUUGUUUGUGUGUUUGCCUGUCUGUCUCUCUUUCUGUGUGUUUGUGACCUGAAGUGAUAAUAUAUCUGUACAUUGUAUCA